UCGACGUUUUCCAGUACUACUUUGCAAGAAAAUGGAAAUGUGCUGAUAUUUGUGAUUUACAUCCUCUUUUUGUCGUCCAAAAGUGCCGUACGAUAAUGUUUUGACCCCGUUGCCGCACCACCAGGCCCCUGCGAACGCAACGCUCCACCGCAGAUCCGAGAAAAGUGUAAAAACCUCGCGAGUUCGGACCUCAAGCCAAUCAUUUUUUUUAACCAGUGUAUGGUUGCGGCCGUGUGUUGUGCGUGUGCAUGUGUGCUUAGUUGAAAUCGCGAAAACGAGAAUAGAAAGAUGUGCGCCCUCGCUGGUGGUGGUGAGCAGCAGCUAUAAGCUAUAGCCGCUGGUAUACGUGAAAUUAACACACGCGAAUCGAGACGAGCGAGUAAAGUCCCGGAACCCCGAAAAUCGUCAGUUUUUUUGUCCAGCUUCAGUCACCGCAUCUCAGGAAUUUCGUCCCACUGCAGUCCCAAAAAGCCAACAAAAUGCAAUCCUCACCGCUGCACUAUUCGACGAUGCGGCCCCAGGCGCCCGGAUCGCUGGUCGAUCCCAAUGAGGAGGAGCUGCGCCUGGCGCCAUGGUACUGGGGCCGCAUCUCCCGGGAGACGGCAAAGACCAUACUCCACGGCAAGCCGGAUGGGAGCUUCCUGGUUCGCGAUGCUCUGUCCAAGAAGGGCGAAUACACGCUAACCCUGAUGAAGGACGGUAUCGAGAAGUUAAUCAAAAUCUGUCACAUGGAUCGAAAGUACGGUUUCAUCGAGACAAAGCUCUUCUCAUCGGUGGUGGAGAUGAUAAACUACUACAAGGAGAACUCACUGAGCAUGUACAACAAGUCGCUGGACAUCACGCUGAGCAAUCCGAUAGUGCGGAUCUGUGACGACGAGGAGUCGCAACCGCACGGCGAUCUCAGUCUGCUGAGUAACGACUUCAUUCGCACCUGCCAGCACCUGCAGUUGGCCGAGCAGAAUCUCGAACAGAAGCGAAACUCCUUUAAUGCCAUUCGGGAGGAGCUGCAGGAGAAGAAGCUGCAUCAGUGUGUAUUCGGGAAUGCGGAGAAGAUAUUCCGUAAUCAGAUCAAGCUUAACGAAUCCUAUAUGAAAACGCCAGUGGAUACCAAAGCACCGGAGACGCCAGAGGGAGUCGGCAGCGAGGGAGCUGGUGGUGUCUCGGCCUCGACCUGCAGCAAUAAUGUUAACACUCGACUCAGUCUGAUUGAGAACAGGAAUCGCCUGCUGAGUCUGCUCGAGGUGCUUCAGGCCAAGAUACAGGACCUCAAUCAUUACAUGGAGACGAUGAAGAAGGAGGAACUGCUGUUGGAGCGUCAGAUCAAUGCCAGUAAGCCGGAGUUGCAGAUGCUGCAGUUGCGCAAGGACAAGUACAUUGAGCGCCUGAAAGGUUUUAACCUCAAGGACGACGACCUGAAGACGAUCCUUGAAAUGGGCUACGACAAAUGGUUGCAGCAUUACGAAACGGCCUCGAAUCAGCCGCACAGCAACGAAUCCCUCUGGCUCCUGAGCGACGCCAAGCGCCGGGACGCGGAGGAAUAUCUGCGCAACGCACCCCCGGGCACCUUCCUGAUCCGCGUGAGAGAUCUCGGUCACUUUGCUCUCUCGAUCUCCUGCGGGGACAGCGUUCAUCACUGCAUUAUUUAUGAGACGGAAAGCGGAUUUGGCUUCGCUGCACCCUACAACAUAUAUCCCUCGCUGAAGAAGCUGGUGGAGCACUACGCCAACAAUUCCCUAGAGGAGCACAAUGACACGCUGGCCACCACGCUGCGUUGGCCUUUUCUUUACUGGAAGCAAAAUUCGGAGCAGAUAUUGGCGCAGCUGCAGGAGGAACGGGAUUUGGAAUGGUCCGAACGGGCGGUGACGCUAUUGACACCGCCAAUGGUGGGCAGCAGUGCACCAAUUCCGACGAGUAGGUCCGAUCAUCACGACCAAGUGGAUGGUAUUGGAAUGGGAAUUGGAACGGUUAUCGGGAGCCAGGACACGGAUACGACGCCACCGGCCUCCAUUUCGCCAUCGAACUUCAGUACUUCGCAGUAGGAGCAACAAUUGGAGCCGUCAACCUCAGGCCAGCUAUCGUAUCUCUCUAAGUCCCGCUCGCUCUA
Molecule: messenger RNA, 2104 nt
Organism: Drosophila serrata
Lineage: Eukaryota; Metazoa; Arthropoda; Insecta; Diptera; Drosophilidae
Gene: Pi3K21B
Product: phosphatidylinositol 3-kinase regulatory subunit alpha
Biological process (GO): phosphatidylinositol phosphate biosynthetic process; insulin receptor signaling pathway
Cellular component (GO): phosphatidylinositol 3-kinase complex
Molecular function (GO): 1-phosphatidylinositol-3-kinase regulator activity
Source: RefSeq, a predicted model, not a curated record